GCCCUUUGCCAUCGUCUGAAAUCUCUUUCUCCGCUGUUGCUCACGACGUGCACCACUUUCCGCCGUCGACAGCAUUUGCUGAGCACUACCCACAACAACACUCGGUCUUACUUGCCGAAUCUCCCGCCGCCACUUGCAUCUUUCCUCCGUUCACCCCACGAUGAAGAAAAAGGUUCUGUUAAUGGGCGCCUCGGGCAGUGGGAAGACCUCGAUGAGGUCGAUAAUCUUCUCAAACAACCCUGCCUCCCUUACCGCACGCCUGGGCGCAACGAUAGACGUCGAGCAAAACCACGUUCGUUUCCUCGGCGACCUCAUCCUCAACCUCUGGGACUGCGGAGGCCAAGAUGCAUUCAUGGACAGCUACCUCACCGCACAACGCGCUACCAUCUUCCAACAAGUUGGCGUCAUGAUAUACGUCUUCGACGUCGAGAGUCGAGAGAUGAACAAAGACCUGGAGUAUUAUCGGGAUUGUCUGGAGGGAUUGCGACAGUUUAGUCCCGACGCUGCUGUUUUCUUGCUAGUGCACAAGAUGGAUCUUGUGCGGCAGUCGAGACAAGCAACAUUCAACAAGAAGAGGCAGGAGUUGAUUGAGAAUAGUGGGGAUAUCAAGAUUGAGGUCUUUCCAACGAGUAUAUAUGACGAAAGUUUGUAUAAGGCCUGGUCCAACAUUGUCCACACCCUCAUCCCAAAUGCCAACAUCCUCGCAAAGCACCUAUCAACAUUCGCACAAGCGUGCAGUGCAACCGAAGUUAUCCUCUUCGAACGAACUACCUUCCUUGUCAUCGCGACUUCCACAUCCUCGACGACAGCAGAUCCCUCUGCCCUUUUGGCGGACUCGGACGACAAGGAAGACGGACCGACAGACUCGCUAGAUCCAAAGCGAUACGAGAGAACUUCCGAGUUGAUCAAAGGUUUCAAACAUUCAUGUUCUCGUGUUCGGGGAGAGUUCCACUCUCUGGAAAUGGAACUAUGGGACUUCACUGCGGUCCUGGAUGAAAUGACCAGGAAUACGUAUGUCCUUGUCGUGGUACAUGACCCAACGAUAGAAACGGCUGCAUUGAAGCUCAACAUCCGCAUGGCCCGACAGAAAUUCGAAGAGCUGCAAGGGAACAGUCUGGUAUCGACAUCGUAA
Coprinopsis cinerea okayama7#130 is the source of this 1132-nucleotide messenger RNA. Its product is annotated as rraga protein. Lineage: Eukaryota; Fungi; Basidiomycota; Agaricomycetes; Agaricales; Psathyrellaceae. Gene Ontology annotation, biological process: regulation of autophagy; cellular response to amino acid stimulus; positive regulation of TOR signaling. Gene Ontology annotation, molecular function: GTP binding; GTPase activity. The coding region runs from base 212 to 1132 and encodes 306 amino acids. The record is from RefSeq and is a predicted model, not a curated record. Gene Ontology annotation, cellular component: Gtr1-Gtr2 GTPase complex; nucleus; fungal-type vacuole membrane. The transcript is spliced from 5 exons.